Ricinus communis (castor bean) is the source of this 2015-nucleotide messenger RNA. Its product is annotated as protein PHR1-LIKE 1. Lineage: Eukaryota; Viridiplantae; Streptophyta; Magnoliopsida; Malpighiales; Euphorbiaceae. The record is from RefSeq and is a predicted model, not a curated record. The transcript is spliced from 8 exons. The coding region runs from base 303 to 1682 and encodes 459 amino acids. Gene Ontology annotation, molecular function: DNA-binding transcription factor activity; DNA binding.
CACAAAGCCAUUUCCUUGCAAAUGGAGUGAGACACAUAAAGCCAAAUACGUAUUCUCCAUGUAAUGAAGAGAGAGAGAGAGAGAGAGAGAGAGAGAGAGAAAAGAAAAGAAUUCAUGAGAUGGAUUGCUGAAUUCAAGAAGACAAAAGCUAAAAUCGUGUGUAAAGAUUCCAACUUUUGCUUCAUUUAGAGCCUCCAGAACAUUGGGUUUCUUAUCCAAUCACAAACUCGUCAAUUCUCAAUUCUCAUUCUCGGUUUCUGUUUCUCAAGUUCAGGGUUCUGGUGCCAAGCAGAUAACUAGUCAUGUCUUCGCCUUUUCCAGUUCUUCCUACCCCCCUUGAAGGGCAGUAUCCUAAAUUGCCAGAUUCUUUUCAGGUCUCUUCAGAAAGGGAACUGAUGCGAAACCCAAUACUACAACAAACAUCGCCAUUAUGCUCUAAUAGUGGGACCGUUGGGCACUUGUUCUCAUCAUCUAUGAGAUCUUCUAUUGAAGCUCAGGCUUCUUCACUUGCUCCACAAGGAGGGCAGUCUCAAAAUUCACCUUUUAUUUCUCAGUCAUUAAGGGACAAAGGAAGUUUGCCAGUUCUGACAACUCAUUCUUCUAAUUCUGAAGUGCAAUCAACAGCACUAAUUAAUCACUCUGAAGAAAAUAAGGAUAUGUCCUGGACUAUAGAUCCACUUCACGACUUGCUUGAUUUUCCUGAAAAUGUUGCUGUCCAGAAUGGUCAAGUGGAAAGCACUAUUGGUGUCAUUACGUCUGAGGACUUCUCUAAGAGAACGGAUUGGCAGGAAUGGGCAGAUCAGUUAAUCUCUGUUGAUGAUGAUUUGGAACCAAAUUGGAGCGAACUUCUUAAUGAUGCUAACAAUGCGGAUAGAAAACAAAAGGUGGUGAAAUCAUCUUCUCAAAUCUCUGUGCAACCCACAGUUCAUCAGCCUCAACCUGUACAUAAUGGAGAACCAUAUAGUGCUGCUAACCCAAUGUCUGCUAUACCUGCAGCGAAACAUCGAAUGCGUUGGACACCAGAACUUCAUGAAGCUUUUGUAGAAGCUGUAAAUAAGCUCGGUGGUAGUGAACGAGCUACCCCAAAGGGUGUCUUAAAGCUCAUGAAUGUUGAAGGCUUGACCAUCUACCAUGUUAAAAGCCACCUGCAAAAGUACAGAACAGCCAGAUAUAAGCCAGAGUCUGCUGAAGGAACAUCAGAGAAAAAGUUGAGUCCCAUUGAUGAAAUGAAAUCUCUAGACUUGAAAGCGAGCAUGGGGAUCACUGAAGCAUUGCGAUUGCAAAUGGAGGUUCAGAAGCGGCUCCAUGAACAGCUUGAGAUUCAGAGAAAUUUACAGUUGAGAAUUGAGGAACAGGGAAGGCAUCUUCAAAUGAUGUUUGAGCAACAAAGAAAGAUGGAGGAUGACAGGUCCAAGGCUUCUUCCUCCUCCUUGGACGAUCCUUCCCUCCCACAAUCAAAUAUAGUGCAGUCACCGGGAAAUAAUAAAUUGGAAGUCUCAGAGUUGGAUCAUGCCAGAACAGAGAUAAGCAGCGGUGGUGGUGCACUGGAAGGAAGUUCUCAAAAUGGAAGCAGAAAGCAAAAGGCACCAGAAAACAGAACUGGUGAAGAUCUUGACCCAGAAGAUGAUGAAUCUGGUCCAGCAUCAGCAAAGCGGCCAAGAGCAGAUGAAAUAGCAGCAUAAUCAACCCCCUGAAUUGGAUUGAUCUUCUUAUGCAAUUGACAUUUUGGUGCCCCGGAAAUGAUGCAGGAAGCCUGGAAAAUAGAUGAUAGGUUACAUUGCCUUAUGAUAGGGCAAAAUCAUUGACAGGAACAAGUCAAUUUUGGAAUUCAAUAUCUUGUCUUUAAUUUGUCUAGCUAAGUAACAAGAUGUCCAAAAUGAAUUUCCUGACCUGUGACCUUUCCAAUCUAGGGUUGAAUUCGCAUUAGAAACCUGGGUUUAGAAGAUGAACUGCUUGUAUAUGCUUGUGCAAUGUUAACAAUCAGAAACAUUUCAAUAAAAUUAUGUUUCACGAAA